AUGGCCAUGAAAUUAAAGAAGGGGCAAGCAGUGGUAAGGAGUUCCUCGUACAUUCAAUGGAUCGCAGAUAUGGCUCCAAACUUUUCCAUCUCUUCUCUUGUUGGCUCGGGCAAGGAGAAAAAGUUGAGUUCCUCCGUUGCCCAAAUAUUUGAGAGGUAUGUAGACUGGGCUGAAAUGAUUGUAGCAGAGGUGGAGCCCGGUUGCCCGCUGCGGCAUGACACCUUCCGCUACCCCUUCCUUAGGCAUCUUCUUGAAGGGAAAACGUACUCUUAG
Molecule: messenger RNA, 273 nt
Organism: Miscanthus lutarioriparius
Lineage: Eukaryota; Viridiplantae; Streptophyta; Magnoliopsida; Poales; Poaceae
Source: the annotation of a GenBank genome assembly